AUGAAAGGUCAUGAAAAGUUUAUGUUGAAAUUCAACUUGAAUCUAGAAUGUGUUGGACCUGGAUUUAGUGACCCAUAUCUGCAUAAUUUAUGUUCCCGCCCGAUCAAUAUCACAAAGAGGUUCGACAUCUAACGACACCUUUAAAUUCCAGGUUAAAGAUAUGAGGUAUAGAUAGAUGCUUGGAUUCUCAAGAAUGAUUCUAUAAUCAUCUAACUUCCAAUCACAAGCCUUUAUUUCAGUAGCAGUGUCUAUUAAAUAAUGGCGAGGGAAAUGGAAUCAAAAUCAAAGUCAUCCAGAAUCAAGAGUUGUUUAGGGAGUUCAUCAAAUCUCAUAUAUAUCAGCCAUGCCCUCUCAGCUUGGGGUAUUCGGAUGUGGAGUUUUGCAGUGGCAUUGUUUCUGGUGCAGCUAUCUCCAGAUUCAUUGAGACUCCCAGCUAUAUACGGUCUACUCUGCUGUCUUUCUGUGCUUCUCUGUGGGGCUCUCAUUGGAGAGUGGAUAGAUAACAAUGAAAGACUGAAAGUUGCCAGAAACUCUCUAGUUUUUGCUAAGGUUUGUGUAGCUAUCUGUGCAGUGCUCCUCUGUAUGUUAAUCAUCUACAAAGAGCCAAUCAUUGCCAUAUGGGAUGGAUGGCUGGAGACUAUAUUCCAGGCUUUGGUCAUCAUCAUAGCUGUAUUGGCCAGGUUAGGCAAUGAGGCCAACAGGAUCUCAAUUGAAAGGGAUUGGAUUGUGGUGGUGUCGCGAGGAAAUGAAUCUAAACUAGCAUCUUUGAAUGCAGUGACUCGAGCCAUCGAUCUGACAACAAACAUCCUGGCUCCUGUUUUGACUGGACAGAUCAUGACAUAUGGCUCCACAGUUGUCAGUGCCAUCUUUAUUGCUGGCUGGAACAUGUUGUCUUUAGUGAUUGAGGUCUGGUUGUUAUGGAUCGUGUAUAAACGUUAUCCAGAACUGGCAAGUAAAGGACAGAAAAAGACUGUCAAAAAAGAUGAUGUUGAAGAUGAAAACGAGCCAUUGCUGCCAAAUGGGAAAAAUAACAACUCACAAAAAUCAUAUAGCGGUAUAGCUAAGUCUGAACAAACUGAUACAGCAGAAACUUGCAUGAUUGAAGAUCCAAAAUCAAAUGAUGAGAGACUAGCAAAUGAAAUUGACAGUACUGACCCAAACCAGAAUGAUGUUAUCAAACAGGUGAUUGAGACUGCAACUGAAUCAGAUGAAGUAAACAUAAAACCAAAACAGAAGAAUGGAAACAUUUGUGCGUUACUGUUCAAAAGCUUGUUAACUUUGAUAAGAGGCUGGAAAACUUACAUGAACCAAGAGGUUGUACUAGCAGGCAUGGCCUUAUCCACACUUUACUUCACAGUGCUUGGAUUUGACAGCAUCACAACAAGUUAUGCCUAUUCGCAAGGCCUGUCUGAAUCCAUGGUCAGUAUUCUCAUGGGAGGAGCCUCGCUUUUGGGAAUCUUUGGUGCAUUUCUCUUUACACAAAUAAGGAAAUGUAUUGCCCUGGAGUCUAUGGGUCUCAUCUCAUUUUUCCUUCAAGUUUUAUGUCUGUCACCUUGUGUCCUGUCAGUGUGGGCACCCGGCACUGUGUUUGACCUGAGGUAUAUAUAUGACACACCAACUGAUUUGAUUGUGAACUGUUCAAUCCCAGUCAGCACUAACAUCUUAGAAACAGGAAUUGCUAAUGUGGAUACUUCAGAAGGCUCUCGUGUUUUGGGAAUGGGUAACUCAUUUGAUGAAUCUUUGACAUCGAAUGGUCAUUUUGUUGGAUUUGAUGCAGUGAUGCAUGGGACACCAUCAUUUCUGUCGCCAUUGUCUAUUGAAGCAAAAGCUCUGAAUCAAUCACCAUGGACAUUUGAGCCAUUACUACACAUAAAUUCAACUGGGAGCAACACAAGCUCAGGAAUUACACAACAUGGAACUGAAGUGAGUUUAACUGAGAGUCUUGCAGUCGUAGGAAAUGGAUCCACAGGAUUAUUGAACUGUACUAACUUACCUAAGAAGGGAAGCAAUCUGUCUAUAUGGUUAUUGAUGGGUGGCAUUAUUGCCUCCAGAGUAGGUCUUUGGUUAACAGAUCUGACAAUAAGCCAGCAGAUGCAAGAAACCAUACAUGAGUCAGAGAGGGGUAUAGUGAAUGGAGUACAAAGCUCUUUGAACAUGUUUGUGGACACCAUCAAGUUCAUACUUGUCAUUAUUCUACCAAGACCAGAAACAUUUGGACUCAUGGUUCUAUUGUCAUUUGGAGUAAUAUGCCUAGGAGGGGUCCUCUAUUUUGCUCAUUAUUUGAAGUGUAAAAUAAGAAAACGUAAGAAAAGAGGAUAUGAGGGUAAAGCAUAGGUGUACAAUACACAGGCAAAGUAUGAUAAACAUCCCCUUAUACAGCCAAGCUAGGGUACAUGGGUUGUCAGUCUUUAAAUUUUUGCAACUACUCAAUUGUUAUCUAUUUUUACUGAAAUGUCAUAUGUAUAUCGCGAUUUAUCUUUCCUUUGUGUUCAAAAGCAUAAUAAUAUGUAAGAUAUCUUGUGUUAUAUGGUUGCUAUAGCAACCAAGGGAUAGACAUAUACAUUGAAUUCAAUGCACUAUUAAAUCUCAUAGAAAUAUUCCUGAAUGACAAAAUAGAAUUAUAUUAUGAUGCCAUAGUGUUUCUGACAUAAUUGAAGGAACAAUUGAUUGAUUGAUUGAUUGUGAACUACACAUCUUCAACAAAGGAAGUCACUGAUUGAGAACAUUGCUAAGU
Molecule: messenger RNA, 2734 nt
Organism: Owenia fusiformis
Lineage: Eukaryota; Metazoa; Annelida; Polychaeta; Sabellida; Oweniidae
Source: the annotation of a GenBank genome assembly